AUGGCUCUUCCUCAAAACAGCUCGUAUUCCUCUCCCCUCGAUCACCCCAUCAGUCCUCCCUCCUCUCCCGAACUGAAGCCUCCUCCUCGCAACCCGCGCCGCCUCCAACAGCUUCGCUACCACACGGCCGUUGCGCCUGCCCGCUCUUCUUCCCGCUACAGCCUCGACGACAGCAGUGAUCCCGACGACGCCUCUCCCACCACUAUUCGACACGGUUCCGGCGCUCUCGCCAUGGCGCCCUCGCUGGCCAUCCAGCCCGUCUCCCCUCCCAGCUCUCCCGAAAUCGCUUCCUGGCGCGUAGCCCCCCAACCUGAGAUUGUCUCACCCGUCGACGACGAAUCGGACGCGUCGUUGGAGAAAAUUGUUCAAGUCAUCAAGGGCAAUCCGCGAGAUCUGACGCCUCCUGCCGAGACACCUCAUUACCGUCACAUUCCCGACACCCAGUGCGGCCUGCCUUCGGUGUCUCGCCAUGGCCCGGUCCGAGCCUCCGGCAUAGACCAAGCGCCGGCCUAUCACCAAGAACUAUCGCAUAGGAAGCCUGUCAAAGACGAAAACGCUUCAUGGCGUCCUCAGCUGCCGCCGCAAAGGCAGGCACCCAGCGCGCCAAUGCAGCGACCACCGCAGCAGACGAUCAUUCCUGAGCGAGACUCGUCCUUUGGCAUGCGCUCAAAGCAAGCUGGUAGACAGGCCAUGCCGCUCGAUACACGGCCGCCCUGGCACGGCGCCAGUGGCCGCGAACGACAAGUCAGCGCCUUGCAGGAUGACCUAAGUGUCCCGCCUUUAUCUCUUUCCAACAAUAUUGGUAAACGAAACACCCCGAAGGGCGGCUUCCGCUCCCGGCUGUCGCAUAUGGGUAGCCCAGGCAUGGAUGGAACCAGCGGCCCUGGCGCUACCAUGCGCAAAUUCAUCUCUGCGAAAACGCACAGAAAGGCUGGCAGUAUUUCCACGCAGUCUCCUCGUGCACAGUACGAUAUGGAUGCUAGCGAACCUCGCCCCGACGUGUAUCCUUCACCACCCCAUCAGGACCGGUACGAUAACGCCGCAGCCCGCGCCUCGCCGCAGUAUUCCCCAGGCCAGAGUAUCACAAUCAAACGCAAACCACCUCCGGGCGCACACAUCAGAAACACCGAUCAUGCACAUCCGCUAGCAUCCAGCCCUAUUAAUGACAAUGAUAUCCCCAACCCGCUUACACCCGAAAGCCCGACUCCUAUUCAGCAGGCGGGGGGCGACUCUUGGAUACAGCCCCCGUCAAGAUUUAGCACGACAACCUAUGCCACCACUACAGUUGGGAUGACGUCUGUUGAGAGCUCUCCGGCUACUGGUGUGGAAUCAAAUCUGCUGGGCUCUCCUUUUGGCGGACCGCUGCCUACGAAUGAACGCCUAAGGUCCGUCUUGGAUGCUCCCUCUGCCAAGCGAAGCGCUUUGGUGUCCCGGCCCGAGACAUCUGCCUCUGCCAAGAGCACCAAUAAGCCCAGCGACUCUCGAGCUGACGGCGCGAUCGUCACGCCCCGGCGGGCCUCAUUCUCGUCCAUAAGCAAACCGCUGCCGCCUGCCCCGCCCGAGGUUUCGGCAAGCGACAGAAUCGCUCAUCUUACUGCCCAGCUCGAUAGCUUGUCUAACCGGCGAAUGAACAUCAACAAAUGCGUCAAGCAGAUGACGGAACUCAUUCCCACGGACAAUCUCCUCGACAGCUACGAAGUGCAAAGGAAGCGAGGAAUGGAGCGAAAAAAGAUUGACGCCCUGAAAACCGAACUGGCGGAAGUUCAACGCGAGGAGCAUGAGCUCGGUCUUAUGCUCCAUCGGGCCUACAAGCGACAGAACAAAGAAGCUGUAUACGAACCGACGACGCUGUGGGUCAGACGAGUCGCUGGGUAG
Messenger RNA from Cordyceps fumosorosea ARSEF 2679, 1875 nucleotides. RefSeq lists its product as hypothetical. The record is from RefSeq and is a predicted model, not a curated record. The coding region runs from base 1 to 1875 and encodes 624 amino acids. The transcript is spliced from 2 exons. Lineage: Eukaryota; Fungi; Ascomycota; Sordariomycetes; Hypocreales; Cordycipitaceae.